This is a messenger RNA of Monosiga brevicollis MX1, 2016 nucleotides long. RefSeq lists its product as uncharacterized. The coding region runs from base 1 to 2016 and encodes 671 amino acids. Lineage: Eukaryota; Choanoflagellata; Craspedida; Salpingoecidae. The transcript has 7 exons. The record is from RefSeq and is a predicted model, not a curated record. Gene Ontology annotation, molecular function: DNA binding, bending.
AUGUCGGGCAUGAUGGAUGCCGAAGCGGACCCAGGCGUCUAUGAGCCUGCUGCCCAGCCUGCCCACGGCCAUGGUGCCGGUGCCUUGCUCAACUUUGGCCACCCCGUCCCGGGCAGCAUGGCUCCUCCCUCUUCCAUUCCUUCAAGCCUCCCCCAUUCAGCUGCCGUGCCCGUGCCCUCGCAUCCAAGCAUGCUUCAGCCCUAUCCUAUGCCACCACACAUGAUGCCCAUGUCCAUCCCAGCCUCCUGGGGCACAAGCGGCCCUCUUGCGCCUCCUGAGCCGCAGCUUCAGGCCCCACAACAGCCCCAUCGGGAUCGUCGCAAAAAACGCAAGAACGGCACCGUGCUAGACACCGAAGCUGGCCCCACUUGGUGGAGUGAACAGGACAAAAUGAUCGUUGCUGCCGUCAUUGCACAAGAACAGCGCUUGCCUAUCCAACAACGCUAUGAGCGUGAACCGCCGUAUGACUGGGACGCAAUCGCCCCUGAGGGCAUGACGACCCACCAAGCGCGCGUUCGAUAUCGCCAGCUGUCGGAGGACAUCCCGCGUCGUCGAACCAAUCUGGAAAUUGCCCACAUUGCCAUGAAAAACUACUACCAUGCCCUCAUUCGCGGCAAGGUCCUGACCACUGACCAGUUUGCCCGCAUUUCACAUAUGCGUCGGCAGCCCGGUAAACUCAAAGCCAAGGAUCUCUACCCGAAUAUUCCCAAAAAGCCAAUGUCAGCCUUCUUGUUGUGGGCUCAGGACGCCCGUGAAACCAUUGCCGCUCAAAUUGACAGCCGCCAAGCCAAGCACAUCCAGAAAGCGCUCAGUGAUCGGUGGAAAGAACUCUCGGCAGAGGAGAAGCAACCAUACCAAAGCGCAGCCACGGAAAACAUGACCAAAUACUACGCUGAGAUGGCUCAGUUUUACGAGAGCAACCCGCAAGCCAAACGUGACCGCAAGCUCAAGGGCGUGCCUCUCAAAGAUAGCCCCAUGCAGGAGGCAGCCAUGCCACAGGCUGUGCCGCCCCCGCGUUCGGGUAUCGAACUCUACACCGAGGAUUUGAAGCGUGCUCGUCAAGCCAACAACCCCCACGAGCCCAUUGAUGAGAAUAUGAUUCACCAACAAGCCUCCCAGGAAUGGCAUUCGCUCGUGCCUGAGAAACAAGCCGAAUACCACCGUCGCGUCGAGGAAAUGUGGAAGGAGUACGAAUCUCAACGCUUGCGCCGCGAGGAGCCCGAGAGCCAGUACCUCAUGCACCCACCCAUGCAACAACAGCUGCAUCCUCAGCAAUUGCACCCGCAACAACUGCAGAUGCAGCAAGGCCAGCCCAUGCAACCGUUUUUGCAUCCACAAAUGCUUAUGGAAGAGCAGCAGCGCCAAUUGCAACAAGCACCGCCCAAGCCACCAACCAAGCCCACGGCCUACAAAAUUUUUGUCGAAGAACAUCGCGACUCUGUGGCCGAGUCACUGGCCCCUCACGAGAAGAAGUCAGUACAGGCCAAGCUGCGCGAGCUUUGGAAGCACAUGUCCAACAAGGACCGCAAGCCGUACAAAAAGAAGGCCCGCCUGGCAGACGACGAGUACAUUGUCGAGAUGGCAGAGUACCAUCGUGUCUAUGGGCCGAUCCUUGCCGCGCAAGAGCAGCAAGUCCAGGCCCAGGCGGCCCAGGAUGGCGACCCGCACGCGUUGCAGCAACAACAUCAGCUUAUGGAUCACCAGCAAGCUUACCACCAACAACAGAUUCAAUUGCAAACUCAACAGUAUCACCAGCAGCACCUGCAGAUGCAGCAGCAAUUAAUGAUGCAGCAACAGCAACAGCAACUGGAACAUCAACAUUUGGAGCAUGCCCAGCUGGCUCAGCAUCACCUGGCCCAAGAGCAGGACGAUGUGGACCACGUUCAGCACCACCAACCGGCCGUAGUCACCGUGCCGGCGCCUGAUCAUCCUCAGGCACCCCAGGCGCCGGAGAUUCCGGCGCCGGCACCGGCACCUGCGGAUGAGCACGACCAUGAUGAGCCACCAGUUGCAUAG